AUGGAUGGACUUGACUUGUCAGGAGGAAGAGAUGGCGCAUUGGUCAUGACUAAUGAUACAUUCAUUAAGAAGGGCCGAGUGGAGAAUACAGAAGUUUCCUUGCGUGUGUUUAUGGCUGCCUUGUUAGUGCUUCUCAUCCUCUUCACCUUACUGGGCAACACACUUGUGUGCAUGGCCGUGAUCAAAUUUAGGCAUCUACGCUGCAAGGUCACCAACUUCUUUGUCAUCUCCUUGGCUGUAUCAGAUCUCUUUGUGGCUGUGCUGGUGAUGCCAUGGAAAGCAGUUGCUGAAGUGGCUGGUUUCUGGCCUUUUGGUGGUUUCUGUGACAUUUGGGUGGCUUUUGAUAUCAUGUGUUCCACAGCAUCAAUCCUCAACUUGUGCAUCAUUAGCAUGGACCGCUACUGGGCCAUUUCCAGCCCUUUCCGCUAUGAACGGAAGAUGACCCAGCGGGUAGCUUUUGUUAUGAUUGGGGUGGCUUGGAUGCUCUCCAUUCUGAUCUCAUUCAUACCUGUCCAUCUGAGAUGGCACAAAGCCAGGAAGCUCCUUCCUGAUGAGGAAUCAGGCUCCAACAUCACCUGGAUCCUAGAAGGGAACUGUGACUCCAGCCUCAACAGAACCUAUGCUAUCUCCUCAUCAUUCAUCAGUUUCUAUAUUCCUGUUGCUAUCAUGAUAGUGACAUACACCCGGAUUUUCCGCAUUGCGCAGCGACAGAUACGAAGGAUCUCUUCUCUAGAGAGGGCUGUGGAACAUGCCCAGAGUUGCCAAAGCAGCGAGUGUUCUCAUGAGGUCUCCUUGAAGAACUCCUUUAGAAAAGAAACCAAGGUCCUGAAGACCCUUUCUAUCAUAAUGGGAGUCUUUGUCUUCUGCUGGCUUCCUUUCUUUGUGCUCAACUGCAUUGUGCCGUUCUGUGAUCCCAACCUGCAUAAGCUGGGGAAGCUGCCCUGCGUCAGUGAUACAGUUUUCAACAUCUUUGUCUGGUUUGGCUGGGCAAACUCCUCUCUUAAUCCAAUCAUCUAUGCCUUCAAUGCUGACUUCCAGAGGGCUUUUGCAGCCAUCUUGGGCUGUGGUCGCUUGUGUCCCAGCAAUGCUGUAGAGACAGUAAACUUCAGCAAUGAGAUGGUUUCAUACCAUCAUGACACCACCUGCCAGAAAGACCUUGGGGCCUUAAGUUACCCACACCUUCUCCCUCAUGCUAUAACCCUUCAAGGAGAGGAUGAUGAUGUCAUGUUUGACAAGGUCUCCCAGUCAUCUCCUGAUAACAGUGCAACUGUUUUGUCAGCCCUUAUUCAUGUGGAGUAUGAGACAGAUCUGUCACUGGAGAAGAUCGCUCCCUUUGCCUCCAAUGUAAUGGAUGAAGAGAGAACCAAGGAUGAUCAUGCAGAGGGGAAUGGGAGCAGUGAACAUGAACCUUUUCCAUGGGUUAGAUGAAACUUGGUGGAUGCAUGUGGAGGAAAAGGGGUUGGGCCUAAUUAGAUCAUUUUGAAUAUCUAUCUCAUUGAAAACAAGUAUCUAUGUAUCUUAUUAGAAAGUAUUUCUGGAGGGAUAACUAUGUUUAUUGUGGCAAAACCAACAAAGUUUCUUGUGGCAUCUUAAAAGCUACUAUGAAGUAAGGUUCCAUGGACCACAGGACUACAUCAUGCAUCUGAUGAAUUAUUAUCCACAAACAUUUAUUACGGCAUAAAGUGUUAGCUUUUAAAGUGCCCCAAGACUUUGCACAGUGUUUCUAGUAAUUAUGCGGCUGAUGAUCUUCAAUCAUUGGAUAUCACCAAGGAGAAGAAUGCAAUACACGAUCUUUCCUCUCUCUAACGGAUCGGUGUAAAUACAG
This is a messenger RNA of Candoia aspera, 1825 nucleotides long. RefSeq names its product D(1) dopamine receptor-like. The record is from RefSeq and is a predicted model, not a curated record. The transcript has a single exon. Gene Ontology annotation, molecular function: G protein-coupled receptor activity. The coding region runs from base 1 to 1428 and encodes 475 amino acids. Gene Ontology annotation, cellular component: plasma membrane. Gene Ontology annotation, biological process: adenylate cyclase-activating adrenergic receptor signaling pathway. NCBI's taxonomy places the organism in Eukaryota, Metazoa, Chordata, Lepidosauria, Squamata, Candoiidae.